Salvelinus namaycush (lake trout) is the source of this 5912-nucleotide messenger RNA. Its product is annotated as POU domain, class 2, transcription factor 1-like. Bases 21 to 1886 code for a protein of 621 amino acids. Gene Ontology annotation, molecular function: RNA polymerase II cis-regulatory region sequence-specific DNA binding; DNA-binding transcription factor activity, RNA polymerase II-specific. NCBI's taxonomy places the organism in Eukaryota, Metazoa, Chordata, Actinopteri, Salmoniformes, Salmonidae. The transcript is spliced from 13 exons. The record is from RefSeq and is a predicted model, not a curated record. Gene Ontology annotation, biological process: regulation of transcription by RNA polymerase II.
AUUUGUUUUAAAUAUUCAAUAUGGCUGACGGAGGAGUAAUGAGCCAAUAUGAAAGUUCAGGACCAGACUCGAUAAUCAACCUGUCAGUGUCCAGUAAAAGCACCAUGGAGAACGGGGACGUAGUCAAAGGCGUGCUGACCAAUGGCCGGGACUCUCAGAAGCAGACUGUCAUGUCCCUCACCAACGCACAGUCACAGGCUCUGCUGCAACAGUUGACCUUGUCUCCAGCGCAGCAGCAGCUGUUUCUCCAGCAGGCUCAGGCCCAGCUCCUUGCAGCAGCCGUUCAGCAGCACUCCGCCAGCCAGGCCCAGAACAGCAGCACCACGGGGGCCGCCAUCUCUGCCUCCGCAGCCACCCCCAUCACCACCCAACUCCCACUGUCCCAGCCUAUACACAUCACUCCUCUCCAGCAGCAGGGCCUGCAGCAGUUUGUGUUGGUCCAGCCAGGUCAUUCCAUGGCCACCCAGCUACAGCCUCAGUUCUUCAUCUCCCAGACUCCACAGGGACAGCCCAAUCUCCUGCAAGCCCAAAAUCUUCUCACUCAACUACCUCAGAGCCAAGCCAACCUCCUACAGUCUCCAACUAUCACAAUCGCCCCACAGCCGGCCGCUCCCACGCGGACCAUAACUGCCACCCCCGGCCAGCUCCUCAUCCACAGCCAGACCCCGCCCCCUAAGGGUCUGGGCACGCCCACUCUGGAGGACGCCAAUGAUCUGGAGGAGCUGGAGAUUUUCUCCAAGGCCUUCAAACAGAGGAGGAUCAGACUGGGCUUCACACAGGGUGACGUGGGGCUGGCCAUGGGGAAGCUGUAUGGUAAUGACUUCAGCCAGACCACCAUCUCCCGCUUUGAAGCACUCAACCUGAGCUUCAAGAACAUGUGUAAGCUGAAACCGCUGCUGGAGAAGUGGCUCAACGACGCAGAGAAUGUGAGCUCAGAGUCCAGCCCCAGCCUCAGUCCCCUGGGCUCUGGUCACGGGUCACCCAGCCUGGCGUCUGACCUCAAUAGCCGGCGCCGCAAGAAGAGGACCAGCAUCGACACCAACAUCCGUGUGGCCCUGGAGAAGAGCUUCCUCCAGCAAAACCAGAAGCCGUCGUCAGACGAGGUCUCCCUGAUAGCAGACCAGCUGAACAUGGAGAAGGAGGUGAUCCGGGUGUGGUUCUGUAACCGCCGGCAGAAGGAGAAGAGGAUCAACCCUCCCAGCAGCUCAGCUUUCCAGAAGUCCAUCUUCUCGUCCCCUACUACUGCCAGCUUGGUGAACACUGUACCCCAGACCACUGUGACCGUCACCCCCUCUCUGCCUGUCACCAGCUUCAGCUUCACAGACAGGACCCUGGCGUCAGCCACCGGCAACACAGCAUCCGUCAUCUCCAGCACCCCUACAGUCCCCUCUAUGUCCCUCACACCCUCCUCCUCUGUGACAACCAUGUCACAGCCAGCCGUUACCAUGACGCAGGCGGGGCAGAUGCUCUACAGCAACGGCGGGGGUCUGGCUGCAAUGGCGGCUGCAGCGGCGGGAAUCAGCCCGAGUCUCAUGCCCUCAUCGCAGUUCAACACAGGGGGGGCCUUACUGAACCUAACCACUGCAGGUUUUGGAGGAGCGCUAGCCACCAUCCAAGCUCUGGCCUCCAGCGGGUCCUUCCCCAUCACCACCCUGGACGGGAACGGGAACCUGCUAUUCGCUAACACCAGCAUGUCUGGCUCCGCCCCCAGCAUGGUGAACACGCCCCUCUUCCUGAACCCCCAGAGCCUGUCCUUAUUGGGUAGUAACCCUGUCAGCUUCAUCCCCGCCAGUGCCCUCAGCCUGCAACUCACAGCUGGCACCAACACCAUCACCACGGCAACCACACCAGUCAACACCAUCGUCAGAGCAUCUAAGGCCCAAUGAAUGAACUCGCGGGGCGGGUCGCUGCCCGUUUCUUCCUCUUCAUUGGUCGUUAGUUAAUCUUUGUUCUUUUUGCUACCACCAAAAAAGUUGUUGUUGGGAAAAUAUUCUUAAGAUGUUUUCCUCCCUAUCUCUGCCACAAGGGGUCCUAACGGUCCUUUCAAAGAUUGAUUGAGAUUUGGCAAUAGAAUCUCUUUUGCCUCAGAACUGCUUCUAAAACCAAAAAUGUGCGUUUGAUUUUAUUUUGCUGAGUAUUGAAUGAAACUGACAUGGUUUAACAUUCUAGAGAGAUUUCAUGAUGAUCUGUGUGUUAGGUUCUCUAAUUUUAAGUUUUACUUGAGGGCGUUGUACAGGCCUUGACCGUUGACAUCAGAUUUACAACUAAAGAUUACAUUUCUAUGCUUGUUUUUCAUGUUACCUAAAAUGUUCUUUGUGCGGUUAGUUGUGUGCUCUCUGAUAUUUGCCGUUUGUACAUUUUUCAAAACUUUUAUUAAAAGUUUUGUUGCUUUAACAUGUUUUUCAACAAAGUUCCAACUCUUUAAAAAUAAUCACUAGACCGUGAGAGAGCCUGGAUGCAGACUUGCUAUGGAAGAGCUUUACUGCAGUCUCUGGGAAGAGUUAAAAACAGCGGACUUCAAGAGAACUUGGAAUGUCCUUUAUCCAACCAAAUAAUAUUAGUGUACUAGACUUAGCUCUGUAUUAUCAUCACACUAGUGUAAUGUAGCAUAGGGAUUUAUCUAAUGGACCUCCAGAGCGGGAGAGAUUAAUGCAAUAUUUUGAAGGGGACUUUCCAAAGACUAACAAAGAUGUUUCUCUCUGAUAUUCUCCUCCCUUAUGCCGAGGUCUAUAGAAGACAGAGGCAGGAUACCAAAAAGAGCGGCUGGAGAAGGUAGGGUAAGGUGUCCAGUAGUAUAGUGGGGUUGCAUGGCCCAUACUGAAUCUCUGCCUUGGAUUACAUGAGCUCAAGAAGGUAUUUACAAGAGUAAUGAUCUUGAAGUAAUACUCAGGAUAGCCAUUUCCCAGUGAGUCACUGCAUGUACAAGUUAAAGGAGAUUGUCCAGGUCUGGCCUUCUCUGAGCUUAUUCUUUCUCGUAAGACAAAAUAUGCUGCCACUAGAGCCCUGGGUACUGCAAUCAGUACUGACUCAACAUAAUAUAUUGAAAUACCUCAGCAGCAAGAAAACAAUAUAUAUAUAUAGUCAAGCAAAACUGAAACCAUCAAUUCUAAGAAUGUAGAAAUGUUUACCUGUUUUUUUUUGUAGCUUUGCUGUAUGUUUGAAACGGUGACUACAGCAGAGAAUCAUAUCUUGAUACACAACAUGAGCUGACUCCACAUGCACUGUAACUGCAGUGUCCAGUACUACUGCUAUUAUUAUGUAAUAUAUUCACGGAAAUGGUAGUUUAUUCUUGUCUGAUCCUACAUACCAAAGCAUUAGCGUUUUCAUUUUGUAGCUGGUUUGAUGGGUAGAUCUUUUCUUGGUGGUGUUUGUUUGUUCUGGGGGUUUCCUGCAAAGCCUUAUGGGAAAUGUAGUUGUAUCUCUGCUUGCUUGAGUCUUUUUGUUGUGGGUUUGCUCUGCUAUAUUGAGAAGUUUUUGAAAUAUGUAUCCGAGGGCCAUUUUUACUUUACGUCUAGCACUCGAUAUUCACAUGCAAGUAAUAUAUAUACAUGAAAUAUUCCUGUUUUCUAUCUGAACUAGUAGGUUCCUGUAAGUGAAUGUAGUGCAUUAUCUUUAACAUCCUCUGUAGGAUAGAAAUGUUUAAGUGUGACUCUGGACCAAAGUAAACCACAGGGUGUGGACUGAUCCGUUUCUGGCCUUUUUGUCUGUUGACUUGCAGUUUAAUGAUUUGAUUUGACAAUUUAAAAUCCAUGACAUUUUUUUGACCCGGCAACAGAUACACAUACCAAACUGAGGAUAUAAACACAAAGUCCAAAUGCUUGUUUCCAUUAUGGUCCUCUUGUAACUAAGGAAAUGUACUGUGUUUUGUUUUUUACUUUUGUGUGUGUGCUGUUUUAUCAAAAAAAUGUAAAGCCAGAAGUUUUCACAAAUGUGUACUUUUCAUGCCUUUAUGUUUACUUCACAAGGGAGAAAAUGUUUAAUUUUGUGGCCUUAAUGGAUGGGAUAUAUGGUAUCUGCAGACUACUACUUGUAUGUUAAUGCAGGUUAGAAAACAACCUGUUUGUAAAGCUUUACUGACAUCCUGAUGGUUCCAGUCUUGGGGAGGGACAGGCUGUCUAGUGCUGGGUUCAUCUGGGACUGUUGGGCCUAUUCAACACCAGGAGGCAGCAUCUCAAAAGAAACCAAAGACAUAACUCUCUACCACACACACUUAGAUCAGUGGUGCUGCUUUACCUGAAUGUUGUGCAGUUAGUCAUCACAUCUCUUACACAUUGUCUUAGUUUUAUUUGUACACCAAGUAAUGCAGGGGUCGGCAACAUACGGUCAGAGGAAAAAAACACCCCAGGAAACUUUUGAACGUCUAAAACUAGAAAGUAUUUCAAUUAUAAUGGACCUUUUACGUUUUAAAAUAACUGCCCUUUUUCUGGCCCACAAAUCGAUCCCCAAAAAAGUGCGGCCCUCCACUGAAUUUUGAAAUCCCGAUGUGGCCCUUGAGUCUAAAUGAUUGCCCACCCCUUAACAUUUGUUUGUUUUGUUUCUACGUCAAGUAGAGGGCAGAUAUUUUCCUCCAGCUGUAUUCCAAAGCAAAAAUCCUGUUAAAUGUUUCAUCUACACAAAUACCAAAGAAUACUCUGGCCGGGAUUCAAUCCGAUCGCGGGGUUAUAGGCGUUGCGGCUUUUAAAGGCAAUUUCUGAUUGAGCUGAACAUAUGCAGCAUUUAUCGUGAAUGGGACCUCUGCAAAAGCAGGGAACAUUGCCUUUAAAAUACGUAAUACCUUUAUAACCUAGGACCGGAAUGAAUCCCGGCCUCUGACGGUCUUUCCCACUCUUCACGCUCAUCUUUCUACUCCCGUCCCUACAGCGUAUUUAUACUGUAAUAGACCGAUACAGAACCAAGCACUGGCAUCCAAAGCGCAAUGUAUAUUAUGGUACAUUUCAGGGAAGAUAUCGUCAAGCAGAAAAUGUGUUUUGAAAAGAGCUUAAUUGUUUUUUUUCUCAUUCAGUAUGGAUGUCAAUGCAGAAUGAACUUACUGUUGGUAGAUGGUCAAAUGUAAGGUAUUUUUGUAUGUUUUAGGAUUCAGUGCCUCGAUUCACUGCCUGUGUAUCGUGAUUUAAUACUUUUUUUUUUUUUACAAAAAAAAGAAAACGUGUAGGCUUGCAUAUCUUUUUCUAACACCCACACAAAGUUGGGUAGGUUACUUUCUAAAUGUAAUCCGUUACUAGUUAUCUGAAAUUGUAAACAGUUAACUAACUUUUAGAUUACUCAGUAACAAUCUGAUUACUUUCCCCUUAAGAAGCAUUAGAAGAAGACAAAAAUGAUCCAUCAAACACAUUUGUUGUGUCAUAGUAGUCUCUGACUUGUGAUCAGACUCGCUCAGGGGAAAUAAACGUAAAUGUCUUUCAAUGCCUAAUUUAAUGUAAUUGAUAAAACAGAAAGGUGUCAAUGUAAAAUUUUGUUAACCAAGAAGUAAUCUAGUUUUUCAAAAGUAUCUAAUCUGAUUACAAUAUUUUUGCUGAUAAUUUAACGGAUUACAGUUUUUUGUAAUCGUUCUGUACACCACUCCAAAUCUGGUCCCUACUUCCUCCUGUCUCGUUUAGUGAGGUAGCAGUUGUCACACUAACUCUAGGUGGUGACACCCAUGGUUGUGGCAAUGCAAGGUGUGAUGUCACUGCUUGGCAGACUACAUAGAUGAACACACCCACUCAACAGUAUACUAGCUUACUACUGCUAUAUCAACUACUAUCACGCCACACUGUUGUCACAGGAACAACGUAGGGAGACUGUAGUCGUUUAACUAUGUCCCUGUUUGUCUGCUGUAUUUGGGGGAUUACAUUUUUUUUACUUACAAAUGUAUAUGAAAAAUCUCUUACUGUAACUUUGUUAUAAACAUCAUUAAAAGUAGUAACAUUGUU